Molecule: messenger RNA, 1551 nt
Organism: Saccharomyces paradoxus
Lineage: Eukaryota; Fungi; Ascomycota; Saccharomycetes; Saccharomycetales; Saccharomycetaceae
Gene: TAF6
Product: TATA-binding protein-associated factor TAF6
Exons: 1
Coding region: 1-1551 (516 amino acids)
Biological process (GO): RNA polymerase II preinitiation complex assembly; transcription initiation at RNA polymerase II promoter
Cellular component (GO): SAGA complex; SLIK (SAGA-like) complex; transcription factor TFIID complex
Molecular function (GO): transcription coactivator activity; protein heterodimerization activity; RNA polymerase II general transcription initiation factor activity
Source: RefSeq, a predicted model, not a curated record
AUGUCUACACAGCAGCAAUCAUACACAAUUUGGUCUCCACAAGAUACUGUCAAAGAUGUCGCUGAGUCACUCGGGUUAGAAAAUAUUAACGAUGAUGUCUUGAAAGCACUUGCUAUGGACGUUGAAUACCGUAUUCUAGAGAUCAUUGAACAGGCAGUCAAGUUCAAGAGGCACUCCAAAAGGGAUGUUUUAACUACAGAUGACGUAUCGAAGGCGCUGCGUGUUUUGAAUGUGGAACCUUUAUAUGGGUAUUAUGAUGGCUCUGAGGUUAAUAAAGCUGUAUCAUUUAGCAAGGUUAACACAACUGGAGGACAGUCAGUUUAUUACCUGGAUGAGGAAGAGGUGGACUUCGAUAGAUUGAUAAAUGAGCCAUUACCGCAAGUGCCCCGUUUGCCAACUUUUACUACACACUGGCUAGCUGUUGAGGGUGUCCAACCUGCCAUAAUCCAAAAUCCGAAUUUGAAUGAUAUAAGAGUAUCCCAACCACCAUUUAUUAGAGGUGCUAUUGUCACUGCUUUGAAUGAUAACAGCCUCCAAACACCUGUAACGUCGACGGCAGCAAGCGCUUCUGUGACGGAUACAGGCGCCUCUCAACAUCUGUCUAAUGUUAAGCCAGGUCAGAAUACUGAAGUUAAACCAUUAGUAAAACACGUUUUGUCCAAAGAAUUACAGAUCUAUUUCAAUAAAGUUAUUUCAACUUUGACUGCGAAGAGCCAAGGCGAUGAAGGUGCACAGCACAUGAAACAAGCAGCUUUGACCUCACUAAGGACUGAUAGUGGCCUGCACCAACUGGUUCCAUAUUUUAUUCAAUUCAUUGCCGAACAGAUUACGCAAAACCUUUCUGAUUUGCAACUACUGACAACAAUCUUGGAAAUGAUUUACUCUUUACUAAGCAAUUCUUCUAUCUUCUUAGACCCUUAUAUUCACUCACUAAUGCCUUCCAUUCUAACCUUGCUAUUAGCAAAGAAGCUCGGUGGAUCACCAAAAGAUGACUCGCCGCAAGAAAUCCAUGAAUUUUUAGAAAGAACUAAUGCACUACGUGAUUUUGCUGCAUCUUUGUUAGAUUAUGUAUUGAAAAAAUUUCCUCAAGCUUAUAAAUCCUUGAAGCCAAGAGUAACUAGGACAUUGCUAAAAACAUUCUUGGACAUUAACCGUGUUUUCGGGACUUACUACGGAUGUUUAAAGGGUGUAUCGGUAUUAGAGGGUGAAUCUAUCAGAUUCUUCUUAGGAAACCUAAAUAAUUGGGCGCGCUUGGUAUUCAAUGAAAGCGGGAUAACGCUGGAAAAUAUAGAAGAACAUCUGAACGAUGAAGCCAAUCCAACAAGGACUAAAUUUACCAAAGAAGAAACUCAAAUUUUGGUUGAUACUGUAAUUAGCGCAUUGUUAGUUCUAAAAAAGGAUUUACCAGAUUUGUACGAGGGUAAAGGUGAAAAAGUUACAGGUGAGGAUAAGGAAAAAUUGGUAGAGAGGUGUGGUGUCACCAUUGGAUUUCAUAUUUUGAAAAGGGAUGAUGCAAAAGAAUUAAUUAGCGCGAUUUUUUUUGGUGAAUAG